Messenger RNA from Cryptomeria japonica (Japanese cedar), 2079 nucleotides. RefSeq names its product enoyl-[acyl-carrier-protein] reductase [NADH], chloroplastic. The record is from RefSeq and is a predicted model, not a curated record. Gene Ontology annotation, biological process: fatty acid biosynthetic process. Bases 508 to 1725 code for a protein of 405 amino acids. Lineage: Eukaryota; Viridiplantae; Streptophyta; Pinopsida; Cupressales; Cupressaceae. The transcript is spliced from 13 exons. Gene Ontology annotation, molecular function: enoyl-[acyl-carrier-protein] reductase (NADH) activity.
AGAUCACCAUUACGUGUCCGUCCCUUCCAAAAUGAAUACGCAACAAACCCUUCUGUAAUUGUUAUAACUGUGCCACCUACCCAAAUGAAUACACAAUAAACCCUAAGUCUUGGAUAUGAGGCGAACUCCCCAAGGUCCCUAGCCUGCAGCCUUAGAGGCCUCAUGCCUAAUGAAUGCCCAAACAACAGCUAUAACUAAUACUACCUACAAAUGAGAAAUGACUAAAUAAAUCAAGAAAUUAAUGGCCUAUUCCACAAAAUACACUCAGCACUAUUGCUAUCUCAGCUCACACAUGGUGAUAACCAAUGAUGUGGAGAACUUCAGACAAAUGUCUCUGCGAUAAAAACGAGGACCAACAACCUCAAAACUUGGUUUUGUGCAUUCAUUAUUCACAACAAGCAUUCAUUUCAGCCAUUCAGUUCUCUUUUCUUCAAUACCUUUUCUCUAAUUAGCCCUCUAAGGGAUUGAUUUUCUAGCCCUAGUAGACUAUCAAGGUACCUGAAAAUCAUGGCAGCAGCAGGACUUAAAUCAACGAGGGCUGCAAUCUGUACCUCUACCCAGACCCGUUCAGCCCACGUCACCAUCCAUAACAGAGCCUGCAACUUGGCAUCCAAACUAGUUCAAUUUGGUUCUUCUCCUUCGUUGCCAAAAGUUGCCCCAUUGCAAUCAUCCUCUUUUUUCCCUUGCACACUACAGGUAUCUAAGAAUAUUAAGACAGAAGCAGUCAAGUUUAGCAGAAAGUCUACCGUGGUUCAUGCUUCUGCCAGUGAAAAUGGAGCUGCCCCUGGACUGUCAAUUGAUCUAAGAGGUAAAAGAGCUUUUAUUGCUGGAAUAGCUGAUGACAAUGGUUAUGGUUGGGCCAUAGCAAAGUCCCUAGCUGCUGCUGGUGCAGAAAUUCUUGUUGGCACUUGGGUUCCGGCCAUGAACAUAUUUGAAACCAGCUGGAAGCGGGGCAAGUUUGACGAAUCACGGGUAUUGCCAAAUGGGUCAUUGAUGGAGAUCUCUAAGAUUUAUCCUAUGGAUGCAGUUUAUGAUACUCCCGAGGAUGUUCCUGAAGAUGUAAAAUCAAAUAAAAGAUAUGCGGGAGCUUCCAAUUGGACUGUGCAGGAACUUGCAGAGUGCGUUAAACAAGAUUUUGGAAGUAUUGAUAUUCUUGUGCAUUCACUUGCAAAUGGUCCAGAGGUGACUAAACCUCUCCUUGAAACUUCAAGAAAUGGAUAUCUUGCAGCAGUCUCAGCAUCAAGUUAUUCUUUUGUAUCAUUACUAAAGUAUUUUAUUCCUAUCAUGAAUCCUGGUGGAUCAACAAUAUCUCUCACCUAUAUUGCAUCAGAAAGGAUUAUUCCAGGAUAUGGCGGUGGAAUGAGCUCUGCAAAAUCUGCUCUUGAAAGUGAUACUAGGGUGCUUGCAUUUGAAGCAGGAAGGCGCUACAAUAUAAGAGUAAAUACAAUUUCAGCAGGACCAUUGAGAAGCAGAGCUGCGAAGGCCAUUGGAUUUAUAGAUACCAUUAUUGCCUACUCAACAGCAAAUGCUCCCUUGCAGAAGGAGUUGUUGGCAGAUGAGGUUGGAAAUGCAGCUGCAUUUUUGGCUUCGCCACUAGCUUCUGCAAUAACAGGAACAAUUGCCUAUGUGGACAAUGGGUUGCAUGCUAUGGGAGUUGGGGUGGAUAGUCCAGCAUUCUCUGAAUUGGCAAUGCCACAAGCAGAACAAAGCAAGGUUCCAGCGUGAUUUUUGUUAUAGAUUGAUCAGUCUGGGCAAAUCAAGAGAUUUGUCUAUUAUCAGUGGACAUCUAGAAGUAAUCAUUUUUCAUUUGGUAAAGAAUGGGUAGUCUGUUAUGAUAUUGUUCACAUAGUUUAGUUGGUUGCCAACAUAAAAAAUAUUUCUUUAUCAGCACAAGACCUGAGAAAUCAGAAAUAGGAGGCCUGUCUUCUCCAAAUGAAAAUGUCAUUUAUGAAAACAAUGGCUGUAUAGAGGAAUUUUUGCUCACAUGAUAGCCCUGCAUCUACAUGUGAUUGUCAUUUGACUCUGCUAGUUUUGAAGAGUUUUGCAUCAAGCAUACUGGUAGUUACUUUUUCUGAUUUA